AUGCGAGGACUCGAAGUUGCGAGAGUCAUUUGUUUCUUUUCAUUUAACCACAACUGGGAAGUGUAUCCAUGCGCUCUCAUACACUGGUUUGAGAAGAUCGGCGAUGAUCCUGAUGAAAACACUGGUAUGUGGAUGGUCGCUCCAAGCUUCCAUGAGGACGGCUCGAAGAAUAUUGCGGUUAUUCAUAUCGAGACGGUCUUCCGUGCAGCACACCUGAUACCUAUCUACGGUUCCGAGUAUAUUCCUCACACCCUCAAGUUUUACCAUUCUCUUGAUACUUUUGACUCAUUUUAUGUCAACAAAUAUGCUGAUCACCACGCCUUCGAGAUAGCGUCCUGA
This is a messenger RNA of Suillus subalutaceus, 339 nucleotides long. RefSeq lists its product as uncharacterized. Bases 1 to 339 code for a protein of 112 amino acids. The record is from RefSeq and is a predicted model, not a curated record. The transcript has a single exon. Lineage: Eukaryota; Fungi; Basidiomycota; Agaricomycetes; Boletales; Suillaceae.